AUGAUUACGUGUAAUUAUAUUAGUAAAAUACUAGUUAUAUUGUUAAUUAGUGGGGCAAUUAAUUGUUUUGUUGAUCCGACAUUAGAACAUACAACUAAUCGGGAUCAUUACAUAGAUCCGCACUCUAUUUAUUACAACAAAUAUACCCAACAAUUGGAUGUAAAAAAAGAAUUACAAGUAAUUAAUAGAGCAGCAAAUAAAUGCGAAUGUCAUGUCAACAGUUUAGUUAAAAAAAAUGACGUACCAGAUGAAUUAUUUUCACGUAAACUUGUUAAUUUAUUACUUGCUGCUUCUUCCUUUGAGGAAAACGGUAAUUUAUUAACAUCUAGUAUAACAAUUGUAUUAACUCCCAAAGAGCUGAGAAAAUUGAAAGACUUCAGCCUCGGGAAGUUAACAAUACGUGAAAUAGAUCCGAUAAUCUCUAACAUCUUCAAGGAACCUGAGAUAAGUUAUGCAAAAAAUAUCUUCACGUCGAUAAAAGAUUUAUUAUUUAACGUGAUUAUUUACAAAGAAGUAACGCUGGUAACAGUAGUAAUUUUGUAUAUAUCUUGGAUAAUAUUAACAACAGAAUGGAAUUUGUUGAAGCUGAUUUUAAUACUUAUACUUUCGAUAUUUGGAGCCAGUUUUGUUAUAACUUGGCUGCAACUUUUAAGAGAAGCAGAAAUAACAUUAACUGUAAAACAAGUUCAGUAUCAAAAAUUACCAAUUCAAUGUAACCCAAGUAAAAUGACUUGGUGGGAUAAAUUAUGGACGGCAUUCAGUUCUGGUGAAGAUUGCAGAAAAUAUUACGAAGGAAUGAUGGAAAAUCCAUUCCUGCAAGUAACUCCAGCGCAAGCAUUGUCGCACAUGAUUGCUACCUGUAUAAUGACACCAGCCAGUAUGAUUGGCAACGCUCUUAGUGAUUUUGUAAAUAAUUCUACCAAACAUCUGUGGUGGCCAGUCCAGCUGAUAGUAGCUCCAUUGUUAAUAAUAGGAAUAAUAAUAAUAUUCAUCAUGAUACUAAUUUUCUUAGCAGGUGGUACUCUGUCCUGGGGGUUCGGUCCAUUUUCUAUUUUCUCUAUCCGCGGAGCCACGGAUUCAAGGAGAGAUGGGAAUUUACCUAGUACGGAUAGACAACCUAUACAACCUAUUUAUAACUUCAACUUGCACGGAGGACAUAUUCACGAGAUCGCUAUUAAAAACACCGACGAAAACUCUACGUCUGUUGACGUAAAGUCUACUCCAGCACCCGGUACGUCGAUGAGUUGCAUCCAAGGUCCAGUGAAGAUAAAUGUGAUAAAUUCUUCGAAUUCAUCGCUGGAAAACAGCGAAGAAAGUGGAAAAACUUUAGAUAAAGUUGAAGAGAUUUCUGAAAAGGAAAUUAAAGAUAAUAAUGAUAGUAAUGGAGAUGAUAAUAAUAAGAAUGACGAGUGUAUUUGUAAAAAAAAGUCAAACCCAGUCUCUGAAUCCGGCGAUAGUUGA
This is a messenger RNA of Cotesia congregata, 1461 nucleotides long. The record is from the annotation of a GenBank genome assembly. Lineage: Eukaryota; Metazoa; Arthropoda; Insecta; Hymenoptera; Braconidae.